GCCCCGCUCGGAAAGCGCUACCUGUGCCUUGUUCUCCCUCUCCCCGCAGGACGGUCCCGCGCCCUCCGCUGCGAAGAGAAUGGCCGUGACUCUAGAGCAGGCCCGGCGGGGGGGCUAUACCUGUCUGAAAGCACUCCUCAGGUUCGCUUUUAUGGUCGCCAAUAAUCUGGUUGCUAUUCCGUCCUACAUCUUGUAUUUAAUUAUGCUGCAGCCUCUCCGAAUGUUGGAUAGUAAAAGCUUCUGGUAUAUCGAAGGAGUAUUAUUUAAGUGGCUCUUAGCGAUGGUGGCUUCCUGGGGCUGGUGGGCAGGAUAUACAGUAGUGGAAUGGGGUGAUGAUGUUAAAGCAGUGUCAGAAGAUGAAGCCAUGGUGCUGGUGAACCAUCAAGCAACGGGUGAUGUCUGCACUCUGAUGAUGUGCCUUCAGGAUAAAGGCACGGUUGUCCGUCAGAUGAUGUGGCUGAUGGAUCAUAUUUUUAAGUAUACAAACUUUGGCAUUGUGUCUCUAAUCCAUGGAGACUUCUUUAUAAGACAGGGAAGAGCACACCGUGACCAGCAGCUUGUGUUACUCAAGGAGCAUCUAGAAAAAUAUUACAGGAGCCGUAAUCGGAAAUGGAUUGUUUUAUUUCCAGAGGGUGGCUUUCUUAGGAAAAGGAGAGAAACAAGCCAGGCAUUUGCCAAGAAAAACAAUUUGCCAUUUCUUAAACAUGUCACCCUGCCGAGACUUGGGGCAACACAAGUAAUUCUGAAAACGCUUGUAGCGCCACAAGAAAAUGGAACUCCAGCAGGUAGAGACACUGUGAUAAAAGAGAGCAAAUCGAAAGGCCUCCAGUGGGUGAUAGAUACAACCAUUGCGUAUCCCAAAGGUGAACCUAUAGACAUCCAAACUUGGAUUCUUGGCUACCGACAGCCAACAGUUACGCAUGUACACUACAGGAUUUUUCCAGUUAAAGAUGUACCUGUAGAGCCUGAAGCUCUUACACACUGGCUAUAUCAACGAUUCAUUGAAAAGGAGGAUCUCUUGACACAUUUCUACGAAACAGGAGCUUUUCCUCCACUGCAGGGUCAAACAAAAGCUAUUUCUCGGGAGAUGACCCUCAGUAACCUGUGGCUAGUCGGCAUACAAUCACUUGCGUUUUUGUCAGGCGGUAUGUGGUACUGCAUCUUUCAGUAUUUUUAUCAUUGCCUAUUUUAGAAGUGGACCUGAGGACACAGUGGGAAUCCAGGCUCUUGCAAAUGAAUAUGAUGUUGUAUGUGCAAAUGUGAAUAUUCAAGAGUAAAGGAAAAUACUGGACGGACUCUUACCUUUCUUUGGGGAAAUUUUAAACUCCAAAGUGAAGAUCGGUAACCUAGUGACCUGAUGAUGUAUUACUUUAAGAAUUGUCUGUAUUUUUAAAAAUGUAUACUCUCACCCACACUUACGCAAAUUCAGCAUUUGGACAAAAGGUGCAAUCGUACAACCACUGUAGAAGAAUGUCUGUGACAAGAAAGCUCUGUCACCGCAAGUAUUUCUCGGCAUUGUAGUUAGAGCUCAGAAAAUUCAGCAACUUGUCUCUUCAGUAGUCUGUACAGCAUUGGUGUGGUAGAGAUUCCUCAUUUGCACAAAUGUGUACUUCAUGGCAACUCAUUGUGCUGGAGUCAAAGAUACCCAACAGAGCUGGUGGCUGUAUCUUUGCAGCUACGCAGUCAGCAGCUGUUGUAUUAGACACAUUGAUCUAAAACCAAAACCCAAAUAAGAUCCAGCGUCAGGUGUGUUUUGUGAGGACUCGGUCCUCAAAAAAGCAUUGCAGCAUCACAGUGUGAUGAAAAAGCUGUCCACAUUUGAUGAAUCAGCCCACCCCUGCUGUGGUCUUACCAUCGGCUCUCCAAAUUCCAUGUGCUGCCAGUAUCUUGUAUUAUGAGGAAACUUGGAAAACAUAAAGUCACUUGGUUUAUUUUCCCUUUUUGUUCAGAAUGCACCUCAACGGUCAUUAUUGGUUUUCAAAAUGCACUUUUAAAGGUGAAAAUACAGUGAAGGAAAGACAUAAAACUUAGGGAAUAGGGAAAAGCUUUAUUUGUCACGCACUGGAAGCCAGAGCAAUUCUAGCUGUUUCUGAAGGUCUGCUGGUGCUGCUGGUGAUUUUUAGCCACCUUUGUAUUUUGUAUACUGCAGUGCAACCAAGGUGACCUUUGAGUGGUUUAUAGAGGCCUUUUUCUCCCUGCUAGUUGCAACAGCGCUAAAUAUACUUGUGGGAGAGUUUAAAUAAUUCAAUGCCAACCAUCUUAAUGUUUUGCUAAGGAGUAAUAGAAGAAAAACUAGUUUCUUAAAAA
Pelecanus crispus (Dalmatian pelican) is the source of this 2307-nucleotide messenger RNA. RefSeq names its product lysophosphatidylglycerol acyltransferase 1 (gene LPGAT1). Gene Ontology annotation, molecular function: acyltransferase activity. Gene Ontology annotation, cellular component: endoplasmic reticulum; endomembrane system. Gene Ontology annotation, biological process: phosphatidylinositol acyl-chain remodeling. Lineage: Eukaryota; Metazoa; Chordata; Aves; Pelecaniformes; Pelecanidae. The record is from RefSeq and is a predicted model, not a curated record.